This is a messenger RNA of Sclerotinia sclerotiorum 1980 UF-70, 648 nucleotides long. RefSeq lists its product as hypothetical. Lineage: Eukaryota; Fungi; Ascomycota; Leotiomycetes; Helotiales; Sclerotiniaceae. Gene Ontology annotation, molecular function: protein kinase activity. The transcript is spliced from 3 exons. The record is from RefSeq and is a predicted model, not a curated record. Bases 1 to 648 code for a protein of 215 amino acids. Gene Ontology annotation, biological process: protein phosphorylation.
AUGAAGGCGGAAAACUACCCUCCAGGACGUUUGAUGAUAUCUCAAAGCAUGAAUACAGCUGAUGCAAGUAAAGGUCACGGCAGUGGCACUACCGGCUUAAAGAGGUUAAUCAGCCAGAUUGACGCCCCUCUGCCGCCUAGCAAGCGACCCUGUUUGAUAUCUCUGACGAAGGCCGACACUAAUGUUCUACAAAAUCGAGUGCAUCGGCGUGUCAUUCUUCGUGAUUAUGGGAAGCCGAUUUACAUGGCUAGCUCCCCAGCAGCUCUACUCAACGCGCUGAAGGAUUGCAUUGAAGGAUAUGAGUCGUUGCAUAAGGCCGGCUUCCUCCACAGAGAUAUUUCAAUCAACAACCUCAUGAUUAAUGAAGACAAAGAGAACCCUUCCUGGCCUUCGUUCUUGAUCGACCUGGACCUUGCGAUCAAAGAAACACGGGGGGGGGGACUUCUGGCACCAGAGGAAGGACUGGACCAAACGGAUGAGCCAAAAAGGAUGAUCGGAGCAUGGACUUGGUAUUCGAGCUCAGAUAUUGUCGAGCUUAGCUUCCAAGUCUCGGAAGGAUGUGAUAAAGUCCUGCUGUUACUUUUAGCAGCCGCUGCAAGCCAUAGUGUGAAUCCACGAGCCUGUGAUAUCAACUGGGUGACCAGCUGA